AUGGGGGUUGCGCGGGGUCUGCUGUACCUCCACCAGGACUCGCGCUUCAGGAUAAUCCACCGGGAUCUCAAGGCCGGCAACGUCCUUCUCGAUGAUGACAUGAACCCCAAGAUCUCCGACUUCGGCAUGGCCCGGAUCUUCCCCGGCGACGAGACCGAGGGCAUCACUCGAAGGGUGGUCGGGACCUAG
Spirodela intermedia is the source of this 189-nucleotide messenger RNA. NCBI's taxonomy places the organism in Eukaryota, Viridiplantae, Streptophyta, Magnoliopsida, Alismatales, Araceae. The record is from the annotation of a GenBank genome assembly.